Malassezia globosa CBS 7966 is the source of this 930-nucleotide messenger RNA. RefSeq lists its product as uncharacterized. The transcript has 4 exons. The record is from RefSeq and is a predicted model, not a curated record. Lineage: Eukaryota; Fungi; Basidiomycota; Malasseziomycetes; Malasseziales; Malasseziaceae. The coding region runs from base 1 to 930 and encodes 309 amino acids.
AUGAAGAACAUGGACGUCCUCUUUCACACAAGCAUGGCACCUAAGCUACGCAUCUCGGCAGGUCCCACGGCGAACAAGCUAGAGCUAGUGGCUGUCAAUCAUGACGAUAAACCUGUUGUGAUUGAUUCAGACUGCUUCCAAGGUAAAUUAACUGUUCGGGUAAAGAAUUUUCAUGGAGAACUACCUGAGAAUGUCGAAUACCUCGAGGAUGUUAAAUAUUUCUCCAUGCCAUAUGGCUCACAAAUGUCAUAUAGCAUUCAAAUGCAAGGUCGCUUCCCUGCUGGUGUGAAUGCCAACGAUCUAGUAUUCGGAAAUGAGUUCGAUGAACCCAUUCGCGAUUCCCUUCCGUACGGAAUGGGACUAGUCUUGCGCUUCGCAUCAUUCAUCGAUCCAAAUCUCAAGCAUGACUUGUAUGGAGAUAAGCCAUGGGCCUUAUCACCAUUUCUCUCCACAGUAUUUCGCGCUAAGGCUGACCGUGCUGUUGAGGGCACGUUCUCAUCGUGCGCAUCGGCCAAAGAGUGUUUCGAACGCGAUGCUUGGCCCAAGUUUCCUCAGCCAAAUUCUGAAGAAACGUUUCUAGAAGACGACAUAUCGUCGCUUUUCUAUCACUCCGGUCCUGAUGCAAAGGAACCUCAGCUGGACCGUAAUAUGGAAGUGGACGAAAAUGUUGUCAAAACGUUCUCUAACAAUGACAAGGCUAGACAGCACCGCAUGUCGUGGCUCGGUUCCGCUUCAAAUCGAAAGAAACUCAACGUAACGCCUGAUGAUGUUAUUACCGCCGAUUUUGGCAAUGGUUUUGUGCGUAGCGAUAAGAAAGCGGCAAGGAGACUAACCGCAGAUCGAUUUCAACACCGGUACUGGCGCGGUCAGCCUGUCCGCUAUGUGUGCAAGAAUUUGAAGACGGGGCAAGUGUAUUUUGUGGUUCAGUGA